UGUUUGUAAGUUGUCCCUCAACACCUGGAGAUCUCAGUAGAUGCUUCUCAAAUGUCGUCCAACUAUCAGGUCAAAACUCAAGUCUGCAGCCAGGCAUUUCCUCUUAUCAUGGAUUUAUCAUUAGAUUUGAAUCUGAUUCCACAGUGAAUCAAGGUCGCUGGGCAGCUGUUACUUCUUUUGACUGUGGAUUGCUGUCAGUAUUGCCUCCUCUUGUGCUGAGCUCUUCUGAUGUUCAGUUUAGGUCAACUGUUGGAUUCACCUGCUUGGAAGGUUUCAGGCUUGAAGGGCCACAAUUUACCAUCUGUGGUUGGAAAGGUCGCUGGGUUCCGUCAGAAUUACCAGUGUGUACACUAAUAACUUGUCCCAAAGAGUAUCCGCCUGCAGGAGGUAAUGCUAAAGCCGAAGAGAUCAGCUUUGGCUACAUGAGAGAGUUCUUCUGUAGGCCAGACUUCCAGCUUGUUGGCAGGAAAUUCUCACACUGUAACAUAUCUGGCCAGUGGACUGAUAAAGUGCCUGUUUGUGAAGCUCAGAAAUGCCCUGGACUUCAUGAUGUCCUCAAUGGCCGGCUGAACAUGACAGGACCUGUAAAGGUGGGCAAAUCUGUCCUGAUUACCUGUGAUGAAGGCUACCUGCUGGCUGGACAUGAUGUGCUCACCUGUCUGACAGACUUACAGUUUGAUUUCCCUCUACCUGUUUGUUUAGGUAAG
Molecule: messenger RNA, 707 nt
Organism: Candidula unifasciata
Lineage: Eukaryota; Metazoa; Mollusca; Gastropoda; Stylommatophora; Geomitridae
Source: the annotation of a GenBank genome assembly